Dioscorea cayenensis subsp. rotundata (Guinea yam) is the source of this 664-nucleotide messenger RNA. RefSeq lists its product as uncharacterized. The transcript is spliced from 4 exons. The record is from RefSeq and is a predicted model, not a curated record. Lineage: Eukaryota; Viridiplantae; Streptophyta; Magnoliopsida; Dioscoreales; Dioscoreaceae. Bases 99 to 590 code for a protein of 163 amino acids.
AAACAGCCUUCAGGUUACUCUUUCUGCCUUACAUUAUUGGCAGACCACAAGUUUAAAUCUUUAUCCAUCUAUUUAUCUCCCAAGAAUAAAAAUUAAAGAUGGGGCAGGCCAUGAACAAAUUAACAUCUAGAAAGAGUGAUGAACACAAAGAUAAAAAUGGGCUAAUUAAACUUAUUGAGGAUGAAAUAAAUGAAUAUUUUAAGAAUAAUGUGACAAUCAAUAGUGAUACUCACUUUUGCCACAUCGUCUACGAGAUUAUUGAGAAAAUUAGCAAAAAAAGUCGGGCAAUGCUAUUAGAAUUACCAGAGAGAGAGAAACUUAGUGAAGCAUAUAGGAGAUUCCAUACGAGUGGAGACUUCUUAACAAAGAAGGAGUUUAGGGAUAUAAUAACAGAGGUGAUUAAGAUGGAUAGUCUGCAUGUGGGGCAAUCUGCCAAGGACAUCUUCUUAGGCAUAUUUUGUGCACCGAUGAUCGCACUUCUUGCUAAAAGAGUACUUCCGGGCCCCACCGCAUAUAUUUCUGAUGAAGUCUUCAUUCCUGCCGCAACAUCCUGCAGUGUGCUUUUCCUUGCUAAGACCAACAGGCUAUAGAUGGAUUAAAUUUAAGUACAAGCGGAAAUAUGUGUAAUUUGAUUGUUAAUUCAAUAAAAGUGGAUGUUCAUUUA